GUGUGUGCGUGUGUUGUGUGUGAGAGAGAGAGACAAAGGCUGAAUGGGUUAUUUUGGUCCUUACCGAUGCCGUUUCUACUGAAAACUCUUCCGUAGACCUACCUGAACAUUAACUGUUCUGCCGUCUGCCCACACUGUAUUUAUUAACGACAUUAAUCUGUAACUUAAAGCGAUUGUUUUGAAGUCCCUCCAGCAACAACGUGACUUUUUCUUUCCAGAGGAGUUGAGAUACAGGGAGGCUUCACCAUGGACCGACCCAUAAGCAAGUUAUUGGAAAAGUUAAAGCUGACCGACUCGGGCAGUGUGAAAUUCAACAGUUCAAAGAAGAAGAACGAGUCCUCCAACAACUCCAAUAACAGCAAUGGCAACGCCGGCGUCUCUGGGGGAGGCGGUGGUCUGCCACCCGCUCCAAACCCGGCGAGCGCCUCACCCUCCAGAGCCAGCCAGUUCUCACUCACCGCCACGGCCGAGUCAUGCGUUCCAGCCAGCGGGAGGGGAGCAGCGGGAGGAGGAAUAGUAGUGUCUUCCAGUCAACUCCUCGUCCUCCUCAGACCCUCGUCCACGGCGGGCCCCGUGUCCCAGGAGGCCGAGCAGCCCCUCCACCCCUCGACGUUGGCCCCGUUGAGACGUCGCUCCCCCCAGCAGCGUGCCUCCUGCUACCUGGGUGAGGGGGUGGACUCCCAUCUGAGGAGGGAGUCCGGUCUGGGUCCGGACUGUGACCCCCUGGGGGCGUUUGGCUCCAAGGCCUCCCUGAACCAGCGGCGUUACUCCCUGGAGCUCCAGCAGCUGGUCAGACGACAGCAGCUGCUUUCCCAGCCUCCGCCUCUGUCUGUUCCCCCGCCGUACCCCAACGCCGCCACUGGAUAUGGGUCAGCGCCAAGGGUAGGUGGCGGCAGUGGUGGCCCCCCGGCUGAGGCUGGCUACCUCUCUGAGCCGGAGCGGCACAAACGCCUCUCUCUGCAGGAGGCGCUGUUCUACAAACGCCUCAGUACAGGCAGCGAGCUGUGGGAGAGCACCAGGCCUGCAUCUCUGUCUCACCCCCCCCCACCGGCUGUCUGACAUGACUGGGAGGAGGAGGUAGUGGUGGUGGUGGCGGUGGUGGCAGCGGUUGGUGGCGGCGGGGGUCUCUUCUAUCCCCCAGGGCUAACCCUGAGCCCCUGCUCCUCGUUCAGCCUGCAGGAGUCGGUUCUGGUCAGCCCCAGGUCGAGCUUCGCUUCCAGUACGGCCAGCGGCGGUGGCGGUGGGAGUCCUAUGGGCAGCCGCUGCAGCAGCAACCGGACCAGCGGCAUCAGUCUGGGCUACGAUUCGCGUUACUCCGCCUCCGGAGGCCUCCCUCCACUACAGCCAUUCCUGUGCCUGCAGACAGGAGGUUCAGCGGCCGGGUACGGAGGGCCAGGCAGGGCCGGGGGGCCCUCCGUCGAGGCCUGGACUCAAUAUCUGGAGGGAGGCGUGCCACCUGGCGCCCAUGACAGCCGCCACUCCUACCCGCCUGCUGUGGGAAGCCCGGGCGCAUGCUACCAGGCUGGUCCGGAAUGGUGGAAUGAGCAGCGGGCAGGGAGCAGAGGAGAGGAGGCGGGCGUGACCGGAGAGAGGGCCCGCUACUCAGACCCUGCCGGGGACCCGGGGUACCAAGAGGAGCUGACCCGGCUGUUGCUGAGAGAUGCGGCACGGGAGGGAGAGGGGCUUCUGGGGGGGUUGAUGCUUAAGGAGCAGUCUCCUCCAGGCAAAGCUCUCCCCAAACCCGCCACAAUGGCGGCGGCACUUGGCCCUGCCUCAGCUGGAGCGCCGGUCAAGACCCAGGAGGAUCCCACCCGAGAGCGCUGACAGCAGGAGCCACGGAGAGGUCGCCAGGAGUUCUUUGGGACCUGCGUGAAGUGCGGGAAGGGCGUGUACGGGGCGGACAACGCCUGCCGCCUGGACAACCUCUACCACACCCGCUGCUUCACCUGCAUCUCCUGCGGACGCACCCUGAGAAACAAGGACUUCUACAAUGUCAAUGGCUCCGUGUACUGUAAAGAGGAUUAUUUGUUCUCAGGGUUUCAGGCGGCUGCUGAAAAGUGUAGCAUGUGUGGCCAUCUUAUUCUGGAACAGAUCUUGCAGGCUCUGGGGAACUCCUACCACCCGGGCUGUUUCCGGUGCGUGGUGUGCUCCAAGGCGCUAGACGGGGUGCCUUUCACCGUGGACCACCACAGCAACAUCUACUGCGUGGCCGACUACAACAAGACUUUCGCCCCCAAGUGCGCUGCCUGUUUACAACCCAUCCUGCCUGCAGAGGGCAGUAAGGAGAUCCUCAGGGUGGUGUCUAUGAACAAGGACUAUCAUUUUGAGUGCUACCACUGCGAGGAGUGUGGGAAACAACUCUCCGACAGGCCUGGCUCCCAGUGUUUCCCUCUGGACUCCCAUCUCCUCUGCCACUCCUGUCACAUGACCAGAGUGUACGCCACACACAACAUUCCCCCUCACAAUGCACACUGAGGAACCCUAUGCAGCUAUGUUUUGACAAACUGACCUUGUACACCGUCAUUCCCCCUCACCCACUUCGUUUUUUUUUUGUUUUUUUUUACUCAUACUUUUACUUAGUACACAAGUGCACCAUUCUCCACUUGUUCACUCAUCAAAGCCAAGGUCAUUGUGGGAGGUUUGGCUUCCCUUGUUUGUUUUUUUUCCUGCAAAAAUGAACACAAAUCAAACUGCUGAUGUAAGACGAUUUCACUGAAGGGUAAUGUGUCUUAUCUUUGACAUAACACCUGUCCUGGAUGAGUACCGUUAUCGGAUGUGUUGCCUGCUGUACUGUUUUAUUUCAUAAUAUCUGUAUCAUAGUUAUGAGGGAAUGGGAAAGAAAAAAAACUACUGCUUAUUUUACCCCUCCCUGUGGCUACUGUUUGCUGUAGAAGAACAAGGGAUUUUUGCUUAGUUGUUUUGUAUAUAUAUAUUGUUGCUAGCAAACAAUUUGCACUUAAAAUUGACUUGUUUACUGUAAGUUCUGUCAAAUGAAUCUGUACAAUUUGGGGAAAAUUUCUGUAUCUGUUGUAAUUAAUAAAUAUUUUCACUUGUGUGUUUCAACCAGACUUGUUGCA
Molecule: messenger RNA, 3077 nt
Organism: Lampris incognitus (smalleye Pacific opah)
Lineage: Eukaryota; Metazoa; Chordata; Actinopteri; Lampriformes; Lampridae
Gene: ajuba
Product: ajuba LIM protein
Biological process (GO): negative regulation of hippo signaling; response to hypoxia; positive regulation of miRNA-mediated gene silencing
Cellular component (GO): adherens junction; P-body; nucleus
Molecular function (GO): transcription corepressor activity
Source: RefSeq, a predicted model, not a curated record